AUGUAUGUUAAGUAUGCCACGGCUUUUGGGUUUUCAGUCAGGAAAGGGACUGAAAUGAAAAACUCCAAAGGUGUAUUACAUAUUAAGUAUUACAUGUGUAUGAGAGCUGGGGUAUAUAAGGACAAGAAGGUUGAUACUUUGGACCCCAAUCAAAAGGAGCGUUUAGUGCGAUCCAACUUUUCAAAGAGGACUGAUUGUGGUGCACUGUUAUGUGUAAUUUUUGAGGCUAGAUCAUGGAAGGUUUAUAAGUUUGUCGAGGAACACAACCAUGAUCUUGUUGAACGUCCUGAUGAGCAUUUUCUUCUAACUGAACGACACCUUACGCAGCUCCAAAAGCAUGUUAUACACAGCAUGUCUAAGUUGAAUUUGGGUCUAGUCAAGGCGUUUAGUGUUAUGAAGACUUGUUUUGGCGGUUUUGAAGACGUGGGUGUAAGUAAAGUUGAAUUUAAGAACUACAAGAGAUACGCUAUGGUGUUUGUACCAUUCACUGGUAUAGACAAUCAUCACUGCAAUGUUACAUUUGGUGCUGCAUUAUUGGCGUCGGAAACUGUUGAUACGUAUAAUCGGUUGUUGAGAGUUUUUCUAAAAGCUGUUGGUUCUCAACCAAAAGUUGUUGUCACUGACCAAGAUCCAGCAAUGAAGAAGGCUAUUUCUGUUGUAUUUGUUGACACGAGGCAUCGGUUAUGCAUGUGGCAUGUCAUGCAUAAACUUUCUCUGAAGGUUGGUGUUAGGCUAUGCAAUUCCACCAAUUUCAAAGAACGUAUUUGUGGUGUUGUGUGGAUGGAUAUUCUCACACCUGAAGAGUUUGAAUCAGAAUGGGAAGUGGUUAUCGGAUUGUUCAAUUUAGCUGAUAAUGACUGGCUUUCUGAUAUUUUUGCACUCAGGGAAUCUUGGAUCCCUGCAUACUAUAGAAUGGAAGAGCUGUCGGGCCUUAUGCGAACGACAUCAAGACAAACAUUCUCUGUAUGGCGUUAUAGAGAUAUUGUUUUUGGCGUUUUUCAGAAUUGCAGCAAACAAAGGGUCUUGGGUGGCAGACAACUACAAAAAAAUAGGGGAGUUGAUAUUGGCGAUGAGAUGCUGGAGAGCAGCUUCCCACAUGUGGAGAUUGAGAAAGAUGAUGGUGGUGAACAGGGUCAAGCUGCAGGUCAUGGAAAUGAGAAUGCAAGCAGCAGCUCUAGCGGAUCGAGCAGUUCAAGCAGUGGCGAGUCGUCUUCCUCGAGUGGUAUUGAAUCUUAUGGAUAA
Molecule: messenger RNA, 1242 nt
Organism: Helianthus annuus (common sunflower)
Lineage: Eukaryota; Viridiplantae; Streptophyta; Magnoliopsida; Asterales; Asteraceae
Product: protein FAR1-RELATED SEQUENCE 2-like
Exons: 5
Coding region: 1-1242 (413 amino acids)
Biological process (GO): regulation of DNA-templated transcription
Source: RefSeq, a predicted model, not a curated record